This is a messenger RNA of Drosophila serrata, 1233 nucleotides long. RefSeq lists its product as uncharacterized. NCBI's taxonomy places the organism in Eukaryota, Metazoa, Arthropoda, Insecta, Diptera, Drosophilidae. Gene Ontology annotation, biological process: regulation of gene expression. Gene Ontology annotation, cellular component: nucleus. Gene Ontology annotation, molecular function: zinc ion binding. The record is from RefSeq and is a predicted model, not a curated record.
ACAGGAGCAGGAACUCUACUGGAGGACAGAACUGUACUCGGAUAACAGGACGAUGCAUUCGCAAAUGGAUCGAAAGGAGUCUCAGUGUCGCAUCUGUCUUUUGCUGCCCAAGGAUGAGUCCCUCAUGCCCACGGAGUCGGACUUUUGCGAGCAAAUCCAACGCUGCACUGGAAUUCAGCUCAAGGAGAACUCUAGCUUGCCCAAUCUAAUCUGCACCAGCUGUGCCCUGCUACUCCGGGCGGCACUCAAAUUGCGAUCGCUUUGCCAAGAGGCAGAGAAAGCAUUGCAGCAGCAGAGGAUCAAAAUCGACAUUGAAGAUAAUGUCCCACGGCUGGAGGAUAAAAGUAAAGAUCUGCCCAGGAAGGAGGCAAGCUGCAGUGACAGCGAAGUGGAGUACGAGUACCUGGAACCCUACGACUUGGAUGCGCCUGGUAGUGUCGAUGAGAUAAUUAGCAUAGAACAUUUGACCUCAACUCCAACAUCACUCCUCAAGGAAGAAUCAGUUGAAUCUAUGACUCCAGAGCCAGAGGCAGGUGAAAAUGAUCAGGCUCUUUCGCUUUCCUGCAAAAUUUGCAAUAAACCUCUUCCCGAUCGGAUAAAGCUAGCAGCUCAUCUAAAGGUCCACAACAAAGAGAAACCACAUGAGUGCGAGAUCUGCCACAAGCGCUUCCGGCAAACGCCACAGCUGACUAGGCAUAUGAACACACACACGAGGAACCGUCCGUACAAGUGUGAUUAUUGCGAUUCUUGCUUCGCUGACCCUUCAACCCGCAUUAAGCACCACAGAAUCCACACCAAUGAACGUCCGUACAAGUGCAAGCAUUGCAGCAAGUCGUUUGCCUACUCCAAUGUCCUCCGAGUUCACAUUAAAACGCAUACGGGUGAAAGACCGUUUAGUUGCCAGCACUGCCAGCGAACCUUCUCUCAGUUGCACCACAAAAACGCACACGAGAAGUCCCACAAACCAAAAGACCACGCAGAAGCCAAGAUCAACUUGGUAGAGCAAAUAAAAUAAGUUUAACACGGUUUUUAAAAAGUUAUUUCAUUAUAAUCAGACCUCCGCUUGCAGUUGGAAAGAAAGCCUUUCUAGCCGUACUUUGCUUUUUUUCUAGUUCAACCAAAAAGCAGUUUUAUCGCUUGGUCGGUUUUAUCGGCUGAUUCGGGAUCGUUUUCUUCCUGGGAUCUUAUAAGAGUUUUUCACUUACAUUUUUUAGGCUUUUCUUUUAAACAGAA